UCGGAAAAAAAGCGUUUCAAAUCCAAGUUCGCUGCGGCUGGCCGUUAGUUCGACGGGAGCUCCAUUCCAUUGUCUGUCCCGCUGCCGUCAUUCAUUCACCCACCGAGAGCUCCAGCAAUCGAACCUUGGCCGACGUCAGCCACUUACCGCCAGAGACUCGGCGUCUGGGUUUCGGAAACUCGAUUCGCCCAUUGGGUGACGGUUGUCCGCAAAGCGCCGCCACGAUGUGUUUCGGGGGUCGCGAAAAGAUCGAUGAGGCGGGCGCUGCCCGGUCGCGCGAGCUGGACAAGAUCAUCCGCGCGGACGAGAAGCGAAUGGCAAGGGAGGUGAAGCUGCUGCUGCUAGGGGCCGGCGAAUCCGGAAAAUCGACAGUCCUCAAGCAGAUGAAGCUCAUCUAUGCGCAAGGAUUCAGCAAGAACGAGAAAAUGGAGUGGAAGCCCGUGGUGUUCACAAAUAUCAUCCAGUCUUUCCGCCUAAUCUUCGACGCAAUGAACGACAAUGGCAUCAAGUUCGAGAACCCCGAAAACGAGGCAAGCAUUCCCCUCACUUGCCCCUCCCCCGCCCCCAUCUCCCCAGUCCUGCGAGGGCGUUGCCAGGUGCUUGGCCACAUACUUACCCGCUCGCGUAAACAGAAAAACAUGGCCCAGAUCAUGGUCGAUUACGAGAUGACGGCGGACGAGCCACUGCCGGAGGAGUACUUGGAGCCCGUCAAGAAGCUGUGGGUCGACGCGGGCGUUCGCAAGGCCAUUGAGAAGGGCAACGAGUACGCGCUGCACGACAACUUGGACUACUUCUGCAACGACCUGGAGAGACUUUGGGAUCGGUCCUACGUGCCCACAGACCAGGAUCUCCUGCGGUCAAGACUCAGGACAACCGGCAUCACCGAGACCAUCUUCGACCUCGGCCAGCUCACGUACCGCAUGUUCGACGUGGGCGGCCAGCGGUCAGAACGGAAAAAGUGGAUUCACUGCUUCGAAAACGUCAACUGCUUGUUGUUCCUGGUGGCCAUCUCCGGCUACGAUCAAUGUCUAGUGGAGGAUAAGGACGGCAACCAAAUGAAUGAGGCGCUGAUGCUGUGGGAGUCCAUCGCCAACUCGCACUGGUUCACGAAGUCGGCGCUCAUCCUCUUCCUCAACAAGAUGGACCUCUUCAAGGAGAAGCUCCCCAAGAGCCCGAUAACGAAGCACGGCUUCACCGACUACCACGGCCCGCCGGACGACUGGAAGCAGGCCAGCAAGUACUUCAUGGACAAGUUCCGGGCGCUCAACCGGAACCCGGAGAAGGAGAUCUACGGCCACUUCACGAAUGCGACCGACACGAACCUGUUGAAGAUCACCAUGGGUUCCGUGCAGGACAUGAUCAUCCAGCGGAACCUGAAGCAGCUUAUUUUGGUCUGAAUGAUGCGCGCCCCCAGCCCCCGCGCCAGCCCAACGCCGAGACGAAUCUGCGAGAUGAUCUACGGCGCCGGUCCAAUAACCUUCGCCUGAUUUUUGUGUUCUUUUGCUGUCUUUCC
This is a messenger RNA of Thermothielavioides terrestris NRRL 8126, 1513 nucleotides long. RefSeq lists its product as uncharacterized. The coding region runs from base 225 to 1397 and encodes 390 amino acids. Gene Ontology annotation, cellular component: heterotrimeric G-protein complex. Gene Ontology annotation, molecular function: G protein-coupled receptor binding; GTPase activity; GTP binding. Gene Ontology annotation, biological process: G protein-coupled receptor signaling pathway. NCBI's taxonomy places the organism in Eukaryota, Fungi, Ascomycota, Sordariomycetes, Sordariales, Chaetomiaceae. The transcript is spliced from 5 exons. The record is from RefSeq and is a predicted model, not a curated record.